Molecule: messenger RNA, 639 nt
Organism: Nerophis lumbriciformis (worm pipefish)
Lineage: Eukaryota; Metazoa; Chordata; Actinopteri; Syngnathiformes; Syngnathidae
Source: RefSeq, a predicted model, not a curated record
AUGAUGAAGGAACUACCCCCCGAGCUGGUCGAGCAGGCCGUCUGGCAUCUGCAGGCCGGCGACCAGAUAGAAACUAGCUUCCGCACCUUGAUGCGGGCCUAUCGCGAGCUGGUGUUGAAUAGCUUUCGCAACCGCGGGCUGAGCUCCUGGGACGCCGAAGAUCUGGCCCAGGAGUGUUUUCUCGCCGCGGCGGUGAGCAUCGAUCGUUUCCACUGGCAAGCACCCUUCCGGUCCUGGCUGCUAGGUAUCGCCACCAACCUAUAUCGCGCCUGGGUACGGCAGAAGGUGGCACAAAGGCGCUGGGGCUCGUCGGUGCCCCUGACCGCCCUGGCCACUUCUCAGCCCUCGCCUCACUCGAUCGACCCCGAACCGCUGGGCGCGGCAAUACGCCGCCAGCGCCACCGGCAGCUGGUCCGGGCGAUCAGCUCGUUGCCGGCGCAAAUGAGCCGUUGCACGCGGCUGUAUUACCUCGACCAGCACAACACCCGACAAAUCGCCGAGCGUCUGGGCCUGAAAACCGCCACUGUAAGGGUACAGCUCCACCGGGCCCGGCACUUGCUGGCUGAACGCCUGCGGGUUGGGAAUGUGUUGGUUGAAGAAGACAACCAAAGUCUCGGUCGGCCGAGAAGCGCUCGGUGA